GUAAGCUUGACAUACAAAAAAAAACAUAAAACGUUAUAAACGUUAAAUUAUAAUUAAUUGACUUAAAAUACCAAAAUGAGUUUCCUCGACAAGUUACAAAAUCAGAAGAACAAAUUAAAAGGCACGGAAACUAUAGUGACUACGGUGGACGGCCAGCGAUACGUCGAGAAGGGAUCAGAAGUGACCGCCAUUUGUCCCAACACAUACGGAUUUGUGGUUGACACGAAACCAGACAAUAUACCCAUAUUGGUCUCAGAUUACUUGUACAUAGGAUCCCAAGAUUGUGCUGUAAACAGCGUGAUAGAGGCUUACAACAUAAAACAUGUCUUAAGUCUAGGUAUUAAAGUCGACGUUGUUGUGAACAAUAAGUUUAUAAAUUGCUUAGAUGUGCCUGAAACUAAAAUCAAAGAUUUAUUAACAGAAUGUUUGCCGUUUAUUUGGAGGUGUGUAACAUCUAAAGAAUAUAUUCUCGUGCAUUGUAAUGCAGGCGUAUCAAGGACCUCAACGGUCGCUAUCGCGUAUUUAAUACAUUAUAAGAGAAUGACGUUUCAAGAAGCUUAUGAUAUUGUGAAGAGUAAGAGGCCUGCGAUACAACCAAAUGCUGGGUUUAGGAAGCAACUCGAAGCACUAACCCCUGGAAAUGUUAUAUAAACUCACUCAAUUAUCAUAAGUCCAAUAUUGCAAAACAUUCUUAAUAUUUAGGUGUUUCAUCAUGGUAUUGAAUUAGGUAAAAGUGUUAAUUUUGGGUUACUAAUGUAGAUACAGUUAUAAAUACAAUCAAUUGUUCAAAAAGCGC
Messenger RNA from Trichoplusia ni (cabbage looper), 796 nucleotides. RefSeq names its product probable dual specificity protein phosphatase DDB_G0283417 (gene Mkp). The record is from RefSeq and is a predicted model, not a curated record. Gene Ontology annotation, molecular function: JUN kinase phosphatase activity. The coding region runs from base 76 to 651 and encodes 191 amino acids. The transcript has a single exon. Gene Ontology annotation, cellular component: cytoplasm. Gene Ontology annotation, biological process: regulation of MAP kinase activity; protein dephosphorylation. NCBI's taxonomy places the organism in Eukaryota, Metazoa, Arthropoda, Insecta, Lepidoptera, Noctuidae.